AUGGCCACGGAGUUACGGUGUCCGGACUCCAUGCCCUGUCACAAUCAGCAAGUAAACUCUGCCUCGACCCAAAACCCUGAGCCGCAGCAAGCUGGAGACCUGAUCCCGGCCCACGCUGGGGGAAACAGCGAUUCCGCGGCCAAGCUGACUCUUCUCAGCGGGCACGCCCAUUCUAGCGUACCGGCUGAGCGGGACCCUCAGGCCUCCGGUGGCGCCACCUUCAACUCAGAAAACAUCGGUGGCGCUGGCAACCAUGACGCUCCACCCAGCGAUUCCCUCCUAGGGGACUGCGAAGUCUCCCGGCAGAUCGGGGCGCAGCUUAAGCUCCUGCCAAUGAAUGAUCAGAUCCGGGAGCCGACUAUCAUCAGGGACAAGACAGCCAGUAGAGGGGACUUCAUGUUUUCUGCGGAUCGUUUGAUCAGACUUGUUGUGGAAGAGGGAUUGAAUCAGCUGCCGUAUAAAGAAUGCAUGGUGACCACUCCAACAGGGUACAAGUAUGAAGGAGUGAAAUUUGAAAAGGGAAAUUGUGGGGUCAGCAUAAUGAGAAGCCGUGAGGCGAUGGAACAAGGUUUACGAGACUGCUGUCCAUCCAUACGAAUUGGAAAGAUCCUGAUUCAGAGUGAUGAGGAGACACAAAGAGCCAAAGUAUAUUAUGCCAAGUUCCCCCCAGACAUUUACAGAAGAAAAGUCCUUCUGAUGUAUCCAAUUCUCAGUACUGGAAAUACUGUAAUUGAAGCUGUAAAAGUUCUCAUAGAACAUGGAGUUCAACCUAGUGUUAUUACCCUACUCAGUCUGUUCUCCACUCCUCAUGGUGCCAAAUCAAUCAUUCAAGAGUUUCCAGAGAUCACAAUUUUAACUACUGAAGUUCAUCCUGUUGCACCUACACAUUUUGGACAGAAAUACUUUGGAACAGACUAAGUUAUUGAAGGAAAAUUAUUCUUAUAUGUAAUAUUACA
Messenger RNA from Budorcas taxicolor (takin), 956 nucleotides. Its product is annotated as uracil phosphoribosyltransferase homolog. The record is from RefSeq and is a predicted model, not a curated record. NCBI's taxonomy places the organism in Eukaryota, Metazoa, Chordata, Mammalia, Artiodactyla, Bovidae.